Molecule: messenger RNA, 1446 nt
Organism: Ctenocephalides felis (cat flea)
Lineage: Eukaryota; Metazoa; Arthropoda; Insecta; Siphonaptera; Pulicidae
Product: ras-related and estrogen-regulated growth inhibitor
Exons: 6
Coding region: 583-1233 (216 amino acids)
Molecular function (GO): GTP binding; GTPase activity
Source: RefSeq, a predicted model, not a curated record
AAGCGCUCUUUGACUAAACAAAAUUGUGCCACACACAUACAUUAAAUUUCUAACAAGAGAAAUGCAGCUCGAAACAAGAGUGAAUAUACAACAUUCAGUUAGUUCAGUUGUUUAUUAAGUCAGUGUACAAGUACCCAAAGAUUUACAGUUCUGUGUUUCUUAGUGAAAGCUUUAAUUAUUAACGGUGGAUCAUCGUGACAGUGAAAUUUAACUUUGUGAACGACCUUGACAACUGUCUAUAACGGUAGCGCGUCUUUUACUGAUCUCGCGGUCUGCGGACACCUGCUCAACUUUCCUUUUGAUCUCAGAUCAGGAAAAGAAUAUCAUAAUUUGUUAUUUCAAAAACAGCCUGUGUUCGAAGUUAUAGUUUGUAGAGUUUGGUCAGUUAUUCGAAUAAAUUUUAAAACGAGUUGCACGUCCAGGAUUACGGCCGACUGAAGUUGUCAGCGGGAGAUUGGAAUUUCGCGCCCGGCGCAUUGCUUUGGCUGAUGACGCAAUGUUCGUCGUGAAGACGAGAGCCAGGCGAUAUUCGAUUUCCAAAGUAAAGUGCCUCAGUCGUGCAAAAGUGUGCAAACGACCAAUAUGACGUCCAGGGGCAUCAGGCGGAAAAAAUCUACACUGACCGAAGUCAGAAUGGCCGUCAUAGGCGCCCCGUCAGUUGGGAAGACGGCAUUGACAGUACGGUUUCUUACGAAACGCUAUAUUGGCGAAUACGAUCAUCAAUCAGAAAACAGGUACAGGCAUGAAACUCUAGUCGAAGGAGAACCAAUGUUAUUCGAAAUUCUAGACACUUGCCCUAAGACAGUUAUGGAUUUGCCCUCCCAGGAGGCCGUUCAGUGGGCAGACGGUUUAAUGUUGGUGUAUUCGAUAACCGACCGAGAAAGUUUCAAUUACGUGCAGCGAGCCCGAGCCGAACUGUUCGCGGACGGCGACACGCCCGCGCUGGUCCUCUUAGGGAACAAAGGCGACAUGGUCCAUCUCAGGCAAGUCGGGACUGAGGAAGGAGAAAUACUGGCCAGGGACUUAGAUUGCACGUUUAACGAGAUCACGGCGGCGGAACAGGUGACCCAGGUUGCUGACGCCUUUUACGAAUUAUGUCGAGAAAUAAUGGCAGCUCGCCGCAAAUCUAAGCAGAGUUUGCUCGACCGAAUGCUCGGCGGCAAAAACACAGGCGGACGAGCUUACCUGCGCGGCAAAAGCGACAGUGCACUACCAAAGAACGGAAUCGAAUAAAUUAUAUCGAAAUGAGAUAAAAUGAAGGAGAAAUUAUUUAAUACUAAGCAAAUACAUAGAUACUGAAAUAUUUAUAGUAGUUUAUAAACGGAGGAUGUAAACAUCAACGAAAGAAUAAGCCUAAUGCAAAAAAGUUUUCCGUUUAUUUAAAAUGAUAUUUAAGAAAAAGAGUCCGGCUUUCAUACUUAACGCUAAGCCCAAAAAUCUUUUAUA